AUGAGUUUGGUCGGCAGUUUGCAACUCAUCGUCCCGCCACGGCCGAGAGGCAGCAGCACAAAGCUCUUGUGUUCACUGAAAAACCAAACAACACAACCACUCUCUCCUUCUCCUUCUUCUCAAAUCUCACUCUUACCAAAGCUAAUCUCUUUAGCUCUUGCUCUCUCUCUUAAUUCCUCCACUUCCCCAGCCUUAGCCAUACCUUCUCUCUCCUCUUCUCAGCCUCUCACUACUCCUUUCACCCAAUCCAAGUUCGUUCAGACCGGUCUUCUCAAUGGGCCUUGCCCUUCCACGAACCCAGGAUGUAUAUCAACGAAUCCGACCUCAUCUUCCUUCUCAUUUCCGUUGACCAUCCCAGAAACCGAUACACAGGAUCCCAUUCAGAAGUUGAAGGAAGCAAUAGCGAGGACCCAGAAGAAUCCCAAGUUUGUGGCUAUUGAAGAUACCCCAAACGGGAGAUAUUUGGAGGCGGAGAUAGAAGGAGGAGGUUUUAGCAGAGACGUGAUGGAGUUUUUGGUGAAGCAAGAUGUGGUUGCUUACAGGUGUAUGGCCACUAAGGUUACCUUUGUGUAUCCCUUCACCACUGCUUUUGGAGACUCCAAGGGACAAGAAGAGAGGAUGAAGAAACUCAUCGACGAGCUCGGUUGGUACGCUCCAACUUUUGAAUCCAUGGAGUAG
Molecule: messenger RNA, 678 nt
Organism: Thlaspi arvense
Lineage: Eukaryota; Viridiplantae; Streptophyta; Magnoliopsida; Brassicales; Brassicaceae
Source: the annotation of a GenBank genome assembly